Molecule: messenger RNA, 1074 nt
Organism: Sebastes umbrosus (honeycomb rockfish)
Lineage: Eukaryota; Metazoa; Chordata; Actinopteri; Perciformes; Sebastidae
Gene: alkbh4
Product: alkB homolog 4, lysine demthylase
Exons: 3
Coding region: 22-870 (282 amino acids)
Biological process (GO): actomyosin structure organization; oxidative demethylation; protein demethylation
Cellular component (GO): contractile ring; midbody
Molecular function (GO): actin binding; demethylase activity; oxidoreductase activity
Source: RefSeq, a predicted model, not a curated record
CCUAUAUAUCAACAGAAGAAGAUGAUGAUACAGGAUGUGAUGAUGGCUCCUGAUAGCACUGACCUCGUUACUUUAUGUGCUUGUAAAGGCAUCCGGCGGUGUCUCAAGUGUGAAAUUUCAAAGGGAAAAGAAGAACUGGAGGCCAAUGAACCAAAGAUCGUGCACCAUUUCCUCUACGAUCCUGAGACGAGGCUUGCUAUUCGCCAAGAUGCCGAGGAGGCUGCGUCCUUCCCCUUCCCUGGUGUCAUCCUGCGGGAGAACUUCAUAUCUGAAGAGGAGGAGAAACAGCUGAUAAGCACGAUGGACCAGGAUGUGUGGAACGAGUCCCAGUCUGGUCGAAGGAAACAGGACUUUGGUCCAAAAGUUAACUUCAAGAGGAGGAAAGUGCGUUUUGGAGGUUUCAGUGGACUUCCUGCUUUGAGCCAAAAACUAGUGCUGCGAAUGCAACAAGAGCCAAGUCUAGCAGACUUUCAACCAGUUGAGCAGUGCAACCUGGACUACCAUCCUCAGCGAGGCUCCGCCAUCGACCCACACCUAGACGACUCCUGGCUGUGGGGGGAACGCCUGGUCACCAUCAACAUGCUAUCAAACACUACGCUCACUAUGUCCCUUGAACAGGGCCUACCAGAGCUGGGACUAGCAGAGGAAAUCCACGUAGCGGUGCGUCUUCCUCGCAGAUCUUUAGUUGUGUUAUACGGCGAGGCACGGCACAGAUGGAAACACGCCAUUCACAGGGACGACGUUCAGGAGCGCAGAGUUUGCAGCACCUACAGAGAGCUGUCUGCAGAGUUCCUACCUGGAGGGCAGCAGACAGAGCUGGGAAAUCAACUGUUGAACAUUUCUUUGAGCUUCCAAGGAACUCCGAUAUGAUGCAGAGGAAGACGGUACUACCAGACGGGUGGAGGUCCAGACUCCUCAGAUGACAUAAAUUAUCUAUCAAAUAGAAUUAUAUAAAUGUAGUUAUUACAUGACGUUUCUUCCAAAGAUUCAGACCUAUUGUCCUUCACAAAUGCAGAUGUUGUUGUUGUUCAUUACACAGCUUUGAUGAAUACUCGAUUCUGAUUGGUCAAUAAC